Molecule: messenger RNA, 1525 nt
Organism: Phascolarctos cinereus (koala)
Lineage: Eukaryota; Metazoa; Chordata; Mammalia; Diprotodontia; Phascolarctidae
Gene: ZFP36
Product: ZFP36 zinc finger CCCH-type
Molecular function (GO): metal ion binding; mRNA binding
Source: RefSeq, a predicted model, not a curated record
UGGCCACCCUCCCCACAGUCCUGGAUACACGCACAGGGAAAGCAUCCGCCGGGAUGGACAGAAGCGCCACUGCAGGCGGGAAGCCCGAGACCGCCGGCAUGGAUCUGUGCGCCCUCUACGAGAAGCUCCUGUCUCUGGGCCCGGAGCCGACGUCGGCGGCCCGUGGGGAACUGGACCCCGAGCUGGGCUGGGGCUCUCGAAGCCCCUGGAGUCCAAGCCUCGCAGACCUGGAGCCUCCUUCUCCGCCGCGGGCCUCGGCCCCCCUGACCCCCCGGCUCCCGGGUCGUUCUACCAGCUUAGUGGAGGGCCGCGCCUGGGUACCCCCGCCACCGGGCUUUGAGCCCCUGCCGCCCAGGGCCCUGCCGGCCGCCACCGCCGCGCCCUCGGAAGUCGCUCCCGGUUCCGCCUCCUCGGCUGGGGCGGCCUCCUCGUCCAGAUACAAGACGGAGCUGUGCCGGACCUUCUCGGAGAGUGGCAAGUGCCGCUACGGCUCCAAAUGCCAGUUCGCCCACGGGCCUGGAGAGCUGCGGCCAGCCAGCCGCCAUCCCAAGUACAAGACGGAGCUGUGCCGCAAAUUCUUAACCAUGGGCUCUUGCCCGUAUGGGACCCGUUGUCACUUCAUCCACUACCCAUACGACCUCCUGCCGGUGGCAUCUGGUCACCCGCCCCUGCUCCGCCAGAGUCUCAGCUUCUCUGGGAUCCCCUCCUCCGGUCGCCGGGGCUCUCCCACCCUGAGCCCUCCAGGCCUGCCGGACCUGCCUUCCCCUUCGGGCUUCUUCUCCCCUCCUUCCUCUCCGCCUCCACUGUCCACUGCCCCCGGGGAGGUCCCUUUCUCACCCUCUGCCUUCUCUGCUGCCCCUGGCCCAGUGCCCCGGGGAGCCACGGCGGGAGAAGCCUGCUGCCCCUCCUGCCGCCAGACCACGGGCACUUGGGGGCCCACAAGGGAUGCCCUGAGCCUGGGCCUGAGCCUGGGGCUAGCCCGAAGCCCCUCUGCUCACUCCCUGGGCUCUGAGCCAGAUGACCAGGCCAGCAGUGGGGGAAGCAGCCUGGGGGGGUCCGACUCCCCAGUGUUUGAGGUAGCAAUGGGGGGCGCCUUUGCCUCCUCUAACUCUCACCUCCUGGCCCCGGCUACUCCCCGGCGACUCCCCAUCUUCAACCGACUCUCUGUGUCCGACUGAACACCCCUGUUCCUCCAAACUUGGUUGAGUUGGGGAUCAGGAAGUUCCUCUCCCCUCCCGUUGCCAGCUGUGCCCAGAUGUGGAGGUCCCUCAUCUGCUUAGCCCCCAGAGCAUUCAUUCACCUCUUGCCUAGUCUCCUGGGGCAGGUCCCUAUGGGGAGCAAAAACUCUCAAAGAGGUGUUCUGGGAGUGUUGUGUUUUUUUUUUUAAAUGUAGCAUACUGAAUUGACAUACACACGCAUAUAUAUGUGUACAGCGUGUCCCAACAGUCUUAAUUCAGUUGUAAGCAUUACUAAGUUAAAACUGUACUGUCUUUGAGACACCUUGUUUAAGGGGGGGGGGUCAGAA